Olea europaea var. sylvestris is the source of this 1801-nucleotide messenger RNA. Its product is annotated as cytochrome P450 CYP72A219-like. Lineage: Eukaryota; Viridiplantae; Streptophyta; Magnoliopsida; Lamiales; Oleaceae. Bases 83 to 1633 code for a protein of 516 amino acids. The record is from RefSeq and is a predicted model, not a curated record. The transcript is spliced from 5 exons. Gene Ontology annotation, molecular function: heme binding; iron ion binding; monooxygenase activity.
GUGAUAGCAAGUGCAAAGCACACUAUAUAUAUACAGACACAACCUAAUAGGGUACAAAGAUAAGAACUAAAUAAGAGGAGAAAUGGAGACAUUGCAAAACUCAGUUGCAGUAUUUUUUGCAGUGGUUCUCUUAGUGUAUGCAUGGAAAAUCUUGAAUUGGGUGUGGUUUAAGCCAAAGAAGUUAGAUAAACGUCUCAGAAAGCAAGGUUUCAAUGGAAACUCGUACAGAUUAUUAUUUGGAGACCUCAAAGAUUUAGAGAUGAUGACAAAAGAAGCCAACUCGAAGCCCAUCAAAUUUUCCAAUGAUAUUGUGCCAAGAGUUAUGUCUUUCAUCCAUAAAACUCUCGAGAACUAUGGCCAGAAUGCAUUUUUAUGGUUCGGGCCAAGGCCUCAAUUAUUUAUCAUGGACCCUGAUAUCAUAAGAGAAGUUUUGUCGAAAAGUUAUGUUUUUCAAAAGCCGUCUCCUCAUCCAAUGGCUAAAUUGCUAAUACAAGGAUUAGUUUCCCUUGAAAUGGAUAAAUGGGCCAAGCACAGAAGACUGAUCAAUCCUGCUUUUUACACGGACAAGUUGAAGAAUAUGCUUCCGGCGUUUUAUUUGAGUUGUGGUGACAUGUUAAGCAAAUGGGAAAAGAUUGUAUCUAGUGAAGGAUCAAGUGAAGUGGAUGUGUGGCCUUAUCUUCAAACUUUGACAAGUGAUGCAAUUUCACGUACGGCAUUUGGCAGUAACUACGAAGAAGGAAGAAAGAUAUUUGAACUUCAAACAGAACAGGCCGAGCUUGUCGUGCAAGGACGAAAUUCAGUUUAUGUCCCUGGAUGGAGAUUUUUUCCUACAAAAAGAAAUAAAAGGAUGCGUAGAAUUGCUAAGGAAGUGGAAUCAUCUGUAAUGCGCAUAAUUCAAAAAAGAAUCAAGGCAAUGGAGGCGGGAGAAGCUAGUAGUGACGACUUAUUGGGCAUAUUGUUAGAAUCGAAUUUCACCGAAAUUCAGCAACAUGGAAGGAAGUCUGGAAUGAGUUUAAAGGAGGUUAUUGAAGAGUGCAAGCUUUUCUACUUUGCAGGACAGGAGACGACAUCAUCCUUGCUUGUGUGGACGUUGAUUUUAUUGAGUAAGCACUUGGACUGGCAAUCCCGUGCACGGGAGGAGGUCUUGCAAGUUUUCAGAAGUGGAAAACCCAAUUUUGAUCAGUUAAAUCGCCUUAAAAUCGUAACGAUGAUUUUUCACGAGGUUCUAAGACUAUACCCGCCUGCAACCCUGCUAUCUCGAAUGAUUUACAAGGAAACCACAAUAGGAAAACUCUCCCUACCGGCCGGAGUGCAACUCAUAAUGCCAGCACUUCUACUGCACCAUGACAGCAAAAUAUGGGGCGAUGAUGCAAAAGAGUUCAAGCCAGAGAGGUUCAGUGAAGGAGUAUCAAAGGCAACCAAUGGCCAGCUCUCGUACUUUCCUUUUGGUUGGGGACCUCGCAUGUGCAUUGGACAAAGUUUCGCCAUGUUAGAAGCAAAGAUGGCACUGACUAUGAUCUUACAGAAAUAUUCUUUCGAGCUUUCUCCAUCCUAUGCACAUGCUCCACACUUAGUCUUAACGCUUCAACCUCAGUACGGUGCACAGUUAAUUCUCUGCAAACUAAAACCAUAGAGUUUAGGCAUCAGGAUUUUGAUUCCUUUUGUCGCUCUUGCAUAUGUUUUUAAUCAUCUGAUGGUGGCCUAACUUGCUCUUUUAGUCGUAUAUGUUCUUGUUUUAUCAACACUACUAUAUGUCUCACAUUAUUUUCGGUAAGACUAAUAUUAGCUUUUUUUUUAAUUA